Messenger RNA from Aspergillus fischeri NRRL 181, 1542 nucleotides. Its product is annotated as sugar transporter (hexose transporter. Gene Ontology annotation, molecular function: carbohydrate:proton symporter activity. Lineage: Eukaryota; Fungi; Ascomycota; Eurotiomycetes; Eurotiales; Aspergillaceae. The transcript is spliced from 3 exons. Gene Ontology annotation, cellular component: membrane. Gene Ontology annotation, biological process: transmembrane transport; carbohydrate transport. The record is from RefSeq and is a predicted model, not a curated record. The coding region runs from base 1 to 1542 and encodes 513 amino acids.
AUGGCAGACGUUGGCAAAGCGCGAAGCAAUCGUCAAGAUGAUGGGGUUGAUUAUCAAGUACCCCACGUCUCGGUCUGGAAGGCUCGUCACCUGUGGAAGGCCAGCUUUUGUGUUGUCGGGUUGACGCUGUUCUCAUCUGCCAAUGGUUACGACGGCUCGUUACUCAACGGCCUUCAGGCUUUGGACACGUGGCAGUCGUUCAUGAACUAUCCUACCGGGGCAUGGUUGGGCUUCAUCAAUGCGAUCUACUGGGUCGGAACCUUUAUCGGCAGCCUGGUCGCUGCCUGGGUAUCCAACAAAUUCGGUCGCCGCGGAGGAAUCUGGUUGGGCAUUGGCCUCCUGUCCGUCGGGACUGCGGUGCAAGCUGCGGCUCCGACGGACAGUGCUUUCAUCGUUGCGCGGCUGAUCGUGGGCAUGAGCAGCGGCUUCCUGAACAAUGCCGCUCCCUUGCUGUUGAAUGAACUGGCUUACCCCACCCAUCGGCCGGUGGCCAACGCGCUUUUCAUGUGUGGCUACUACCUGGGCGCGUUGAUCGCCGCAUGGGUGACCUUCGGCACUCGCGUGUUGGACUCCUCGUGGGCCUGGCGCAUUCCAUCCAUCGCCCAACUCGUGUGCCCCGUGCUGGCCCUUCCCGCCCUGUUUCUCGUCCCGGAGAGCCCUCGCUGGCUUGUGUCGGCGAACCGACUCCCCGAGGCCCGCGCCGCCCUGGCGGAUCUGCAUGCCUCCGGCGAUACCAACUCGCCGGUGGUCAACCACCAAAUGAUCGACAUUCAAAAUACCCUGGCGAUGGAAGAGGAGCACGCCCAAGCGACUGGAUACGCGGAGAUGAUCGCGACCCCCGGGAACCGCCAUCGUCUCUUCAUCACCAUCUCCGUGGGCUUUUACGCGCAGUGGGUCGGCAACGUGGUGGUGUCCUACUAUCUCGCUCUGGUGUUGAAGGGGGUCGGGAUCACCGAGACCCGCGACCAACUUCUCAUCUCGGGCUGUCUUCAGAUUUGGAACUUGAUUUUCGCCACCAUCGGUGCCACCCUCGUCGAGAAAGCCGGUCGUCGGGUCUUGUUCUUACUCUCGGGUGCCAUCAUGCUCGUCAGCUAUGUCACCAUUGCCGGUCUUUCCGGAGGAUUCUACACCACCCAUACCAAGGCGAUUGGCACCGCGGUGGUCCCGUUUCUCUUCAUUUACUUCGCGGGCUAUGAUAUUGCCCUGACACCGCUGCUGACGGCCUAUCCCUGCGAGGUGUGGCCGUUCCGUCUCCGCUCCCGCGGUCUGAGCGUUGCCUGGGUGUCGGUGGUUUUCGGCAACAUGUUCAACACCUUUGUGAACCCCAUUGCUCUGGACGCGAUUGGGUGGAAGUAUUACUUUGUGUUCGUGGCCGUUCUCGUUGCCUACGAGUUCACCGUGUACUUCUACUACCCGGAGACCCGUGGAUACUCACUGGAAGAGAUGGCGGUCAUCUUCGACAAAGAGGCCGCCGAGGCUCACGGGUCCAUGCGUGACAGGGAUGAGAAGAACGGGAGUACGGAGCUGGUGGAGCGUGUUUGA